GAGCCCGCGUAUACCUGAAAACUCCACUCAGAUCAGACCCGCGAGGGAGGAUGUGAGCCGCGGAUCCGAUCAACUUUUCCUUCCUGUGUGAAGCCGUCAGUGCACAUGCAAUACAUCUAAUUUAAGUUCAAGUGAUGGAACAGGUUUCGUAGGGAGCCGAUAAGAUGCAUAGACGCAAGAAGACGAAAACCUACUCCAAGUCGGCGAUCAGUGAAGCCAUACUGAGCGUACCCCGGCUCCCGAUCCCACCUCGAUCUGCUUAUUACAAUCCACUCAAAUGUAUCAUCGAAAACUGGAAGAUCCAUCCUCUCAAAGUCUUUUUGGAAGAGUAUCGAGCGGAAUACCGCAGAGACGCACUUCAAUGGAAUGCGGAUUGCCUCGAUAAAUUCGUCGGGCGGGAAAUCUCGAGCUGCGUCGAUGAAAUCAUCUCGUGCUGUCUACCACUAGGUUCUCUUCAUGACGUCACCCGGUUUUUGUUCUCGAAAUAUUCCUGUCAGAGAGCUCGCUUUUCCACGAAAAAGGGCAUCAUCAAAGUAAACAUGCCAUUGAGCAGACUUUCUGUGCAAGUCGAAGAUAAUAUUCUCAUGAUGUCGUUCAUCGUCAACCUGAGCGGAGCUCUCGACAAAACGAAUGACGACGUCACGAAAGUGUACAAAAAUAAUGUGUACUUCGUCCGCAAGGACGGUCUAUCCGUUUUCACGAUUGAUCGUUAUGACCUGGUCCAACCAACUGCAGAAGCCCAGUUCGGUAUAAUUUAUUUGCUGGACGUUUUGCCGUGUUUGUACAUUUUGCCUUUGAAUAUGCCGGUCGAUGUCAUAAUCAACGCUCUGCAGAUGGCUCUGGGUUUGCGUUUGCGAGUCACACCGUCGAAGCCCGAUAUUCCUUUGCACGUUGUCAUCAAAGAAGAGGCAAAGCGAUCUGGUCUUCGCCGCGACGUAUUCCCGGACCACCUCAAGGAAUUGUUACAUUUUCAAUCGAACACUCUGCGGCAGAUGACCCGUAAGCCAAAUCUGACGAAGUAUCCGAGUCAGCAUGAAUGUUCUUUCCGGAAGGUCUCCUUCGAACUAACAGAAGGCUUAGCACUCACAUUCAGGAGGAGAAAGAGGGAGAAUAUUCUAGAAAGUCUUUAUCAGUUCGAAAGCAGCGAUCGGCUACGAGUCCCCGCCGAGUUCGUUCGGGACGUGGCGAGUAAUUCUAAAAACUCAUUCGGCGCUUUCGAUUUCGCUCGAGUAGCAAGACAGUCUAAGAAGUGAGCCCCCUAGGUAUAUCUGUACAAUUUAGUCGAAACUCGGGAUAGAAUUGAAUGAAACUAUUUCAGAGCUCUAGUGAGUUCGAGUUGCUGUGUC
Messenger RNA from Galendromus occidentalis (western predatory mite), 1346 nucleotides. RefSeq lists its product as uncharacterized. The record is from RefSeq and is a predicted model, not a curated record. The transcript has 2 exons. Lineage: Eukaryota; Metazoa; Arthropoda; Arachnida; Mesostigmata; Phytoseiidae. The coding region runs from base 165 to 1253 and encodes 362 amino acids.